GCUCCUUGCAUUCCACAAGUUCUGGCAGUUCGAUCUAGCGAGCGGAAGCGCCGCGCGAACUAACGAAGGCCGGUUCCAAACCGUCGGGUCGGGGAGGCCAGAUUGUCCAGUCGAGUUCCCCGACUUGGACUGCAGCCGACACGAGCUGCCUGUCGAUGGACACAGCAUCCCAGCAGGCUCGCCGUCGCCGCGGGCCCGGGGGCGGGUUCCGCCUGCCGAAUUUCGCUCUCAUCGCAACCGUCUUCCUCCAUCCCAGCCAGUUCUCGCCGACCGCCGCUGCCGCCGUGGAUAUCGCCCCUCGGUUGAUGUUGCCGGCCGCUCUCCAUGACGACCUCAGCGGGCAGAUGCACGCCCUGCACCGGCGCAGCCAGGGCGAGCAUGUCGUGCUGGCCGACUGCCGCGACCGGAACGGCGUCGUGUCGUCGCAGAUGGCCUACUUCCCCGGCGAUCCCGGCCCGUCGCCGCAGGACGUGGCCGUCGUGGCGACGGCCAAGGGCCAGGCGGCGCUGUGGGUGAACACGAACACGAGCGGCCUCUUCACCGACACCGGCACCACCUUCACGGCCACGCUGGGCCCGCGCGUCGAGGACGGCCAGUUCGCCGGCACCGGCAACAACGGCUAUGGCAACUUCAGCUGCUACCAGAAGUACGUCAGCCGGCUGUACACGUACGACAACACCGUCUGCUCGCAGGUGUACGUCUGUGAUCACAGCACUCCGCCUCCGCCUGGUGGGUUAUGUCGUUUGCGUUCACGCAUCUCGAGUGCGAGGUGAUUAGUGGGAAA
Molecule: messenger RNA, 784 nt
Organism: Thermothielavioides terrestris NRRL 8126
Lineage: Eukaryota; Fungi; Ascomycota; Sordariomycetes; Sordariales; Chaetomiaceae
Exons: 1
Coding region: 156-773 (205 amino acids)
Source: RefSeq, a predicted model, not a curated record